Molecule: messenger RNA, 833 nt
Organism: Jaculus jaculus (lesser Egyptian jerboa)
Lineage: Eukaryota; Metazoa; Chordata; Mammalia; Rodentia; Dipodidae
Product: ZW10 interactor-like
Exons: 1
Coding region: 2-745 (247 amino acids)
Biological process (GO): establishment of localization in cell; mitotic cell cycle checkpoint signaling; mitotic sister chromatid segregation
Cellular component (GO): cytosol; nuclear body; kinetochore
Source: RefSeq, a predicted model, not a curated record
GAUGGAAGUCGCGGCGAGCCAAGUGGCGAGGAUGCCGAGGGUUCUGGCUGAGGUGGCAGAUAUCUUGGAACCUGUAGGCCUGCAGGAAGAGACUGAGCUGCCAGCCCGAAUCCUGGCAGAGUUUGUGAGGAAUUCCCAGAAGAAAGACAAGCUGCUCUGUAGCCAGCUUCAGGUUGUAGAUUUCCUACAGAAUUUUCUGGCUCAAGAAGAUACUGACCAGGACCUGAACCCCCUGGUUUCUGAAGCCACAAGCAGACAAAAGGCAGCUGUAGCUAAAGAACAAUGGAAGGAGUUGAAGGCCACCUACCUGGAACAUGUGGAAGCCAUAAGAAGUUCCCUGACCCACUUCCUACCACAGGUGGAAGAGGCCCAAAGGAAGCAUACAGAGCUCCAGGAGGCCUUUGAACAGCUCCAGGCAAAGAAACAAGUGACCAUGGAAAAGUUCAGAGCAGCUCAGAAGCAGCGACAACUGCUGCAAGAGAAGCAUCUACAGAGUCUGGCAAAGUUUUCUGCAGAGGUAAAGGAGCGUCAGACAGGAACUAAGCAGAAGCUUGAACGGCUCUACCAAGAACUUGCAGCCCUGCAACAGCAGGCAGGGCAGGAACAGGAUAAGCUGCAAAGGAACCAGACCUACCUUCAGCUCCUGUAUACCUUGCAGGGGAAGCUACCGGUCUCUGCCAGCGUAGUUACCACAGAAGAUGCCCUUCCAUCUGGAUCUCCUAAGGGAUGGACUGUGAAGUCGUGAGUAUAUCCUGGUGUCUGACUAUGAUAUGAAGGAGACAAUCAAUCUCUGGAGUCUUUUUCAGUUAAAAGCGCUGGUUCACUGUGUUGAU